AUGGGCCAAGGUUCUUCACACGAUGCUCCGCAUCUGACUCCUGAACAACUAUCGCACACCCUUGCCCAACGUUUUGCCUCCAAAUCAUAUACGCCUCUCGAACUUUACUGCUUCAGUACUGUCUUCCGCUCCCUUGCCGACACCUCAUCUGGCGUGCGCUACUGGAGCGAACCCACACUAUGUCGAUUCCUCGAGUUGCCCGACGCGCUGGGUGUGGGUUCCGUCCUCUUCCAAAUGUGUAGUUACCUUGGGGCAUUUCCGCUGCCGAGCCAGGCGCCCGCUAUAUUGACACAAGAGGCGUUGCUCAAGGUGGUGACGAUUCUAACGGAGAGAUAUGGAAGUGUGAUCAAGAGAAGGGGAAGGGAACUGUGGUUAAGGGAGUUGUAUAGGGGAUUGGCGGUUUACGACAGAGGGGUCAGUGCAAGUAUCGAGGAAGAGCAUGAGAGGGAGGCGCAGCCUGUAGCAACUGAAGGAGAGAGCAGUGGUAUGGGCUUUGCGAUUGAUGCGCCCGAGGACGGCGAGGGAGAUGAAGACGAAGACGAUGAGUUGGUGCUUGCAGCGCUGGAUUCCAUGGAUGCAGUUGAGGUAUUCAAGCAAGGAGAGCAGGCGAAUGUGCAUCAUUCGAUUAUACCGACGGACAACUUUUUAAAGUUAGUGGAGCUUUUGCUGCUAAUUGCGCCGAUUGAUGCGCAGCAGAGUCUGUCAAGUCUCGCGCCAGAGCUGUCAGAUGAACGUGUAGAAGAGUUAAGGAGGGUGGCACAUGUUAUUGUCUCGGCCUUUGGUGUUGAGAAUCACCCAGGCGUCACGUAUCGCACCUUCAACACUGUCAUUUCAGCUGCCUUGCCGUACCUUUUCAACGGCCUCAAUCCACUGUUCGAACACUUCCUCUUUGCAAAGGACUUCGACCUAUCUAAACGCAAGAACGAUCCCUCAUCACCCUCUCAAGACACCCAUCCCGUAAUACCGCCUCCCAAAACCGUAAUGGAUCCAGAACCUCUCCUCCCUCAACCUGGGGAAAUCCUCAAUCUUACUCUUCUCAGCCAACUGUCCUUUUUCCUCAAAGGCAACACUCUCUUCCGCCGCUUGCGCCCCUUGUACAGCGGCAACAACCACGGCUUCAGUAUGGGCUCCUUUGAAAAACAAGUUUUCAACUGGCGCGCCCCUACCAUCCUUCUCGUCAAAGGUCGUGUUCUUCCCGCCACUCCUUCCAACACCCGCGAACGCGCUCUCCAGGACAUGCUCCCUCCAAAACGUCUCCCCAACAGCGUGCCUGAAUCACAGGAGAACCAAACACUCAUUUACGGCGCCUACAUCCCCACACAAUGGAAACACACGGGCAAAACCUGCUUCGGUGAUGAGUCAACCGUCUUGUUCCAAUUGUCACCAACACACGACGUCUUCAAAGCAAGCAAGUUCAGCACAGACUACGUCUACUUUAAUAAAUCCCCAACCCAACCUCCAGGUAUCGGGCUCGGGACACCCAUACCUACACAGUCCUCUGCACACACGCACUCGUCCCACUCACAGACCCUGUUCCGCCCCGGUCCUGUAUCACUGCAUCUAGACGACGCGCUGGAGUUUGGUAUAUUCACGCACGUUUCGGAUGGAGGGGGCAGUUUCCACCCCAGUGCUCUGCCCGUGAGGAAGAGGCGGGAUUGGCAGGAUAGAUUUGAGAUUGAGAGUUUGGAGGUGUGGGGGUGUGGAGGGGACGAGGUGGCUGAGGCGCAGAGGAAGGAGUGGGCGUGGCAGGAGAGGGAGGCCGAGGCGCGGAGGAGGAUUAAUCUGGGGACGGGUGAUCAGGAGUUGGAUCGGGAGUUGUUGAAGAUGGCGGGGAUUAUCUCGGGGGAUAGGAGUGGAGGGAGUAUGGGGUGA
Plenodomus lingam JN3 is the source of this 1872-nucleotide messenger RNA. RefSeq names its product Restriction of telomere capping protein 5 (gene RTC5). Lineage: Eukaryota; Fungi; Ascomycota; Dothideomycetes; Pleosporales; Leptosphaeriaceae. Gene Ontology annotation, biological process: response to oxidative stress. The record is from RefSeq and is a predicted model, not a curated record. Gene Ontology annotation, cellular component: nucleus.